Molecule: messenger RNA, 1734 nt
Organism: Mus caroli (Ryukyu mouse)
Lineage: Eukaryota; Metazoa; Chordata; Mammalia; Rodentia; Muridae
Source: RefSeq, a predicted model, not a curated record
CUUCCGCUUCCGGGACUGGCAACAUGGGCUCUCCUGAGGAGCAGUCUAUUCCAGGUGAUGAUUUUUAUGAGGAGAGUGGAGACCUCAACACGGGCUUGAGCCUUGCCAAGAGCACCGAGGGUGAAAGCAGACUCUCAAGUCCCAAAGGCAGCCAGCUCACGUUGGUGUCCCAGCUGGACGCAUCAGAGAACCCACCCGUGGUGCUUUGGGCCGGAGGAUACUGGCCAGAUUCCCUGGUGCCCGAGGAAGAGAGGGUAGGUUCCCCAAUGGAUGAAAAGGUGGUUGGUUUGAACUUCCUCUCCCAACCCAGUGUAGAGACUGCAGCCACUGGGCAGCAGGUGACCAAUCUAGAGACAAAGGGAACCAGAGAACACCCAUCCCCAGAGAGCCUUUGUGCUGAGACAGAGGCAGGCUCCAGCAGGAGAGCUCCGCAAUCUUCUGGCUCCGAGGAGGCAAAGGCAGCCUCUGCUGGCACUUUCUUCCCCAAGGGACUGGAGCAAAGCAGAGCUUGGGUCACCCCGAGGAAGAGUACCACUAGUAGAAUGGUGAUCGGCGAGAAUGUCCACCACCCCACUUCCGAACCUGAACCAUUAGACGAAUUAAAUGAAGUACAGAUGAUGAGAGUGACCAUUUGCCUUAAAGAUGGGAACCAUGGGAACCACGGGAACCAGGCUAAGAACAGUGGCCCAGCAGAAACUGGAGACCUAGCUAGACACUCAAAUGUCCAGACCAGGGACAGUUUCAUGCGGAUGCCCUCCUCCCUGCUGGUCUCUACUACCCGGGGACUUACUUCUGGCGUGGAAAGACAGGCCUCGAAAGAGCUGGAACCCUUUUCCUCUAAGAAAAAGCAAGGCACCUUAUGGGGUAAGGGAGGAAGCAAGUCCAGCUACCCAGAGGCUGCUGCUGGCGUAGGUGCCCUGCCCAAGGCCAGUCCUAGAAAGAAGAUGGCCCAGAAGAAAAAACCCCUGUGGGACGCCUCAGCAGUUACCCUGGGGAGAGCUUUCCAUCAAUGGGGCCAGAGACUGAAGUCAGCUCCUGCAGAACCAGCCACCUUCCCCCCAAUCUCUGGUGUUGGCCUGCCUGGGAGAUCCAAUAAAUGCUCAUUGCUGCCUUUAAGACCCAAACAGUGCAAGAACUUAUACACUGGGAAGAGAUCUGGGGCAAAGAAGACAAAGGAGUUACAGUUGGUAGCAAAAGAAGACACUGACUCAACCAGAGACCCCAGCUCACAGGUUCAGUUUCCAACACACAGGGCAGAGCCGCCUUGCCAGAGUGUGCAUCAAGAAUUCAACAGCGGGGAUAUAAACGCCCGAAGCCUCCAGGAUGCAGGAAACUCUCAGUCCUCAGCCCUGAACCAGAGAGGCAUCGUGUCCAAGAAAUCUGCACCCUCUGGUGACCAGGAAGAACCUGUGGGUCUCCCAGUCCCCGAUUCAGAGAUACUGCAACUACCUGUAACACAAGGCUGUCCCCGUUGUCCAGAGUUACAGAAGGAAAUAGAGGACCUCAGGAAACAAUUGUCAGCCCUGCAGGCUGUCAGUGAGAAGUUCCAGACCCAUUCAAGUUAAACCCAACGUGUCCACAAGACAAGCAGCUGAUGUGGCUCCUACUCCUCCUCCUGAUUCUCCCUGCCUCUUGCUGCUGCUUUCUUUGCCCCCUGCCCCUUUCCGAGUCGUUUCGAAUUCAAAUACUUCCCAGGAAGGAAAAUAAAAGUUUGUGAUAGAAAGUAAAUAAAGA